Molecule: messenger RNA, 6691 nt
Organism: Dalotia coriaria
Lineage: Eukaryota; Metazoa; Arthropoda; Insecta; Coleoptera; Staphylinidae
Product: agrin-like
Exons: 26
Coding region: 284-6340 (2018 amino acids)
Biological process (GO): cell differentiation; multicellular organism development
Molecular function (GO): protein binding; calcium ion binding
Source: RefSeq, a predicted model, not a curated record
GAUAUACGGCCAUCUUCGUCGGGCGGAAACCGGAAGAAAGUGACGUUCAUCAACUCACAGAUGUACAACUGACCAUCAGUCCAGUACCAAUCACAUUGGACAAUUUGGAUCGAAUCAACGAUGCAACUAAAGGUUCGUUACAAUUAAAACAGUGCUAAUAAAUAACCACAUAAACUUGACUAAAACAUAAAUUACUAAAAAACAAAAUAAUGAUUAAUUCUUCUAAUAUAACCAUCGCCUUAAAUGCCCUAAAUGUUGGUACCGUUUAACCCUUGCCCGAGUAAUGGUCACCGACACGAGCGAACAUGCAUAUGAAACGCGCGCGAAUAACACCCCCAAUGGCAGCGCGUACGGCUACUAUGAAACGCAUCCGACACUGCCGUCCGACUACAAUUACUACGCGAACAAAAACGGCCGAUCGACAAACAUAAUGAUGCACAACAAUGGCACCCACGCACCGAACAACUUUGUUAUGUCGUACGGUGUGUACUACGAGGACGACGGCGGUUUUGCAUCGCCACAUCCGCCACAGGCUGCAGCACACACCGGCGUCGUCGUCAACGCCGCCGGCAACGCAACCGCCGUGCGGCCGGAGCGGGUGGCCGCGACUUGUGUCGCUGACCACGGCGACGGUGAGACAGCUUGCGGGUGGUGUAUAUCCACAACCGCCUCGCCUUCUGAUGGUGACGGCUGGUUACCGUGCUGCAGGCCAAUCAUCCUCGUCGUCAUUCUCGUCCUGCUAAUCGUGGUAUUCGUCCUAGUUUCUGGCAUACUGAUUUACAUUAACUAUGUCGCGUACAAACCGAAGCAUUUAUAUGUUGAAGAAUCCUGCGAGAAGACUUUUUGCGCGUGGGGCGCGCAAUGCGUGACGGGGACCGAAGGGCGUGCGGUGUGUCAAUGUCCAACGCACUGCCGUCCGCAGGGUGAACCGGUGUGUGGCAGCGACGGGCGCACGUACGACAACCACUGCCAGCUGCGUGUGGCCUCAUGUCGAGCCCGCCGCAACACCAAAGUCAGCCAUCCCGGAAAGUGCGAGCGCAACGAUCCUUGCAAGGACAAGCAAUGCGGUUUUGGGGCGCACUGCGUGGCUUCCCCAGACGGCCACAACGCGAGCUGUCGGUGUCCGGAGAACUGCCGUAACUACGGAGAUCAUCCGGGAUCACGAUCGGUCUGCGGCAGCGACGGCGUCAACUACAAGGACCAAUGUGAGCUACAGCGUGCUGCCUGCGAGUCGAAAAUUAAUGUCACGAUUAAGUUUCUUGGAAAAUGCGACCCAUGCUUGGGAAUACAAUGCCCGGAACCUGAAAUAUGCCAGCUAGACGAACAUCGCAAUCCGGUGUGUCGGUGCGGCGACGUAUGCCCAUUGGAAUUCACGCCUGUGUGCGCCUCCGACGGGAAAACCUACGCCAACGAAUGCUCCCUGAGGCAGGAGGCCUGCCGCGCACGUAAAACAUUAAAUAUUAUUUAUCGCGGCAAAUGCAGUUCAGGUGCGAAUCCCUGCAAAAGCGUUCAGUGCCUGCUAGGGGAAGAAUGUGCCAUUGACAAAUUUGGAAUCGCGCGCUGUGAAUGCCCGCUGGCGUGCGAGCCCGUCAUGCGGCCGGUGUGCGCCAAGGAUGGCAGGACGUAUCCCUCUGAAUGUGAACUGAUUCGCGCUGGAUGCCUGGCAAGGGUCGCCGUGGAAAUCGGCCACGUCGGCGUUUGCGGCGGGACUAGUCCGUGCAGCGAUUACGAGUGCAAGUACGGCGCAACCUGCGUGGAACGACUCGGAAAAGCGUUCUGCGAGUGUCCGGCCGCAUGCUCCGCCGAAUUCGAGCCGGUUUGUGGUUCCGAUGGAGUUUCCUACGGCAACGAAUGCAAGCUGCUGCGGGAAGCCUGUCUGCGUCGCAAGGAAAUUGCGGUUUUGUACAAGGGUCCAUGCAGCGAGUGCGAGAGUAAAAAGUGUGACUUUUAUGCGUCCUGCGAAAGCGAUGGGUUUCUUGAAGGACGUUGCGUGUGUCCACAAUUCUGCUCAGACAUAAAGCUGCGUAAUGGAACCGUAUGCGGAACAGACGGUGUCACCUACGCCAACGAAUGUGACCUCAGAAUUUCCUCGUGCAAGACGAAACAAUACGUUAUAACCGCGUACAAUGGCAAUUGUGAUCUUUGCUCUGGGGUUGAAUGCAAAUACGGCGCGCAUUGCGAAGCCGGUGUAUGCGUUUGUCCGACAGAUUGCGAAGGAUCGGACGACGAGCUUGUUUGCGCAUCAAAUAUGGUGACGUACCCAAAUGAGUGUCAUAUGCAAAAAGCCUCAUGCUCCCCACAGAUUAAUCAAACACUCAGCGUCGCGUUCUACGGUGACUGCCGAGAGCGGUUUCCGGUGCCCGGCUCAGCCCUGCCGACUCUAUCGCCAACCGUUGCGUCGAGUAGCGUCAUAGCCACUAGUGCGAUCGCAGAGGCGGAAAGUGAGUUUCCCGCCGGCAGCGAAAAUUUAAGUGGACUUGUGCGCUCAUACGCCGAGCGUGAAGCAUGUCGUAAUAUACACUGCGACUUCGAGGCGACAUGCGAACUCGCCGCGGAUAAUUUUCCUCGUUGCACCUGCCGAUUUGAUUGUGGUGCAGUAAAAACGAAGCCUGUGUGUGCUUCUGAUUUACGUAUGUAUGAAUCGCUAUGUGCGAUGAAAAUGGAAGCGUGUCAUCGGCAGGAAGAACUGCGAAUACGGCCACUUGACCUCUGCGAAGGCAUGGAGGUGAAGCCUUGCAAUGGAGAAUCACCACUACUAGAUGAGCUGACUGGUAAAGAGUUGGACUGCGGCAACGGGCCGAAUCGACAGGACUGUCCGUCCGAUAGUUACUGUCACCAAACGGCGCGCUUUGCAAGAUGCUGCUACAAAGAUCAAAGCGAGCUGACGCAAAAAGGUUGCGAGGACAGCUGGUUCGGAUGCUGCCCGGACGGGCGAACAGCCGCCCAGGGCGUCGAUCACGCCGGCUGCCCCUCGACGUGCGGGUGCAAUAAGCUCGGAUCGUAUUCGGAGACGUGCGACCCGGACACCCAACAGUGUCGGUGUCGUCCCGGCGUCGGUGGUGAAAAAUGCGAUCGUUGCGAACCCGGUUAUUGGGGCCUGCCGAAAAUCUCAUCCGGCCAUCACGGCUGUAUACCGUGCGGUUGUUCAACCUUUGGCUCGGUGCGUGAUGAUUGCGAGCAGAUGACUGGACGUUGCGUGUGCAAGCCAGGCAUACAGGGACAAAAGUGUACGGUGUGUGCGCAACACGAUCGAGUGCUUGGCCCCAAUGGCUGCGUGCCAGCUGACCUCAGUGCGCCACCGCCCGCGACGUGCAAAGAAUUGACAUGCCAUUUCGGGGCGGCUUGUAUCGAGCGCGGAAGAUUUGCCAGCUGCGAGUGCAAUUCCGAGUGCACCGAGGAAAGCAAUCCACAAAUUGUAUGUGGCAGCGAUGGUCAGACCUAUGCCAGUGCUUGCAAAUUACGCCAAGUGGCAUGCCAGUUUCAGAAAGAUAUUGUGGUGCAAGCGUUUGGUACCUGUAGAGAAGAUGGGUUUCCGGGAACUGAUUGGCCUUUGCGUCGUUACACUCCUUUGCAGUACACGCAAUCAGAUGAUUCCAAUUCGCCAUUGUCCAAGUCCACUAGACAUUUACUAAUGCCCGAUCCUAGGUAUUACUAUGAACGCCCGGGUCAACUUAAUAAAAACGGUGCAACUUUUACGGUUGAUGCCAGGAAGACCAAUGGACAGCCUGGGAAACCAUUUAAUUCAGAAUAUCCAUAUGAAGACUUGUAUAAUACUUCAGGUGAGGUCAAAUCAAAGACCCAGAAUAAAAAUGCACGUAAUGAUAUAUUUUUUUUAAUUUUAAAAGAUUUUCGACCAACUCCAGCGACGGUUCGCGUUGUCACUGCCCUUCUUGGUGAUCUUUGCUCCGAUAACUCAGACUGCCUCAUCAUGUUCAGUAGUUGUGUAAGAGGCGCAUGUAAUUGUAUACCAGCUUAUUCAGAAUCAUCAGAUAGGAAAGAAUGCAUAGCUGAUGUAAAUCCUACAGAAGAAUACCGUGCUUGUUCUUCAUCCCCGUGUCUUAACGAAGCCAAAUGUGUCGAUCUACCAUCGGCAACUUUCACUUGUGUCUGUCAUCCCAGUUUCACAGGAGAAUUUUGCGAAACGGAACUUGAGCACCAACGAUACAAUAUUCCCGCGUUUGACGGGCAUUCAUACGUUCGAUUAAAACCUCUGAAAGCGUACCACAAACUCACCCUAGAGUUAGAAUUCAAAACUUACACGAAUAAUGGCAUAUUGGUGUACAAUCAACAGAAGGAAGAUGGCCAUGGUGAUUUUGUAUCAUUGGCCAUCGUGAAUGGAUACGUCGAAUUUCGUUACAACCUUGGCGAUGGUCUUGUAGUAAUCACUUCUCUAGAAAAAGUAGAAAUGAAGAAAUUCCAUCAUGUUUCUGCGAAGCGCUAUCACAGAGAUGGCAUGUUGCAGCUUGAUAAUGGAGAGAAUGUCGCAGGUCAAUCGAGUGGAACGCUACGAGCGCUAGAUCUUGUCGAAGACACAUUCGUCGGAUUCAUUCCAAGCAAUUAUUCUAGGGUUUACGAGAACAUUGGGGUCGAUCGCGGUCUACAAGGGUGCAUUCGGAACUUUAAGAUAGAUCGUCGAACUGUUGAACUUCAUGAACACAGAGACGAAUGGGUGGUCAAGGCGGAAGGUGUGCAUGAGUGUGGGGCAAACCCAUGCGCUAAUUCACCAUGUCAAAAUGGCGGCGAGUGUCGCACAGUUGAUGUGGUUUCUUUUCGAUGCGAUUGUAAUGGGUCAGGAUAUACUGGAAAUUUAUGUGAGAAUAUUGCUGAUCCUUGUCAGUCAAAACAUUGUAUGACCGGAGCAACGUGCGAAUCUAUUAAUGGUAAAGCUAUUUGUAAAUGUCCCGCGGGUCAGACUCAAACCGGAAAUGCAUGUGAACAUGCGGUACAAACAGAGAUUUCCAUUCCGGAAUUCAACGGGUCAAGCUUCCUCCAAUUUCCUAAACUCGAAGGUGUUAGCAAAGCAUUCACCUUGGAGAUUGUCUUUUUGAGCCGUGUUCGUAAUGGAUUACUCCUAUACAACGGACAGAUGAAAAACGGUCACGGUGAUUUUAUAUCCUUAGCCCUCGUGCGUGGACACGUACAAUUCCGGUAUAAUCUCGGAAGCGGGAUAGCUAAUAUCACGUCCAGGGAAGUUGUAACUUUGGGCAGCUGGCAUCGCGUUCGCAUGUUCCGCAAUGGCCGCGAAGGGGUUUUGCAAUUAGACAACAACACGCUUGUGAAAGGAUAUUCGGGCGCGCCCCUCACCGAACUCAAUUUAGAACUUCCAUUAUACAUCGGUUCUGUGAUAUCCACUCAAGAGGUGCAUCGCUUAGCUGGGGUGACAAAAGGCUUUAGAGGUGCCAUUCGGGAAUUCCUCGUGAAUGGCUCACCGCUGCCAAUAUCUGCUAAAGUAGUGGGUUGCUCGUUUGUCCCUGUGAAUUCAUCAGGAUGUGGAUUUGAUAUUGCGCAGUACGAUGCGUCGCCAUGUUCCGUUGAAACAAAUCCAUGCCUCAACAAUGCUGUAUGCAUUCCUAAUGUUAAAGAUUACAGUUGCCAAUGCCCGGAAAAUUAUGAGGGCGUUAAUUGUGAAACGCGAAAAUCACAAACUGCUAUUAAAUUUUCUGGACAAACAUUUUUACAAUUUAAAAAUCGUGGAUAUAAAAGUUCUAAUGUAACAUCGCUGGAAGAAGAUAAUGAUUACGACUUUCAAUAUGAUGAUGAUGAUGAUAAUGAUGAUGAAAAAGAGGAGGACAUUGAUACUUUUAACGAGAAUACUAACUAUGACACUAACAGUAAUAAUUUAACAGGGAGGAAAGGUGAACGUGGAAAUCGUUAUGAAAUCAAACUUCGAACAUUUGUUGCUGAUGGAUUGAUACUUUGGAGAAGCAAAAAUAUGAGUUUAAAGAAUGAUUACUUAUCUGUAGCCAUUAUUAAUGGUUAUCCUGAGUUCAGCUACAAUCUAGGGAAACAAAAAACAUUUUGGGCAAUAAGAUCUGAAACAAAACUUAACGAUGGCCAAUGGCAUACAAUUCACGUAUGGCGUCGGAAACGCAUUGGUUUCUUAUCAGUGGAUAACCAAACUGAAACGAAGGGAAUAAGUGACAGUGGUGCUUUUACAUUGAAUACAAAUUCUAAGCUCUGGAUAGGAGGUGCGCCAUCACUUCCUACAGGAUUGCCAACUGCAUACUACACCGGAUAUGAAGGGUGCAUACAACAUGUGCACGUUCACGCGAAGCCAAUUAACCUAGCUAAACAUAACGACCCGACGAUACUGCGGUUCUGUAACGAUAAUGAAAUUUAAUUUAAGAAUCAAUUAUAACUUGUUUAGAUUUACGAACGUUGAGACUGACAUUAAAUUACACGUAUACUUUUCAAUGUCAAAAAACGUUUGGUGAAGUAGAAGCGAAAAAUAAGGCAUUGUCCUAAAUUUUCUAAAUACUUUAAAACGUCACAAAGUUUUUUUAUUCAGUAUAUUUUCUAUGACUACAUAUCAGUAUGGCCAGUUGAUCGUUUCAUAUUCAUGAUUAAAAAAGAAGGAAAUAUCAUCAAAACGCGUCAUAUCCGGUUCCACUAUAUUUUCUUGUCUAUUAUUAAAUUCAGGACUGAGAUUUUAUGUAAUAUAUGUAUAAUAAAUAUAUAGCGAUUUAGAAAA